AUGGGAAUUCCUCAAGCCAUGGUUGCUCUCCGAGAAAGAGCAUCGUUCGUGAAAGACUCUCUUCACAGAAGCCAAACCAUCACAGAUAACAUGGUUUCAAUUCUCGGUUCCUUCGAUCAUCGUCUCUCCGCCCUCGAAACCGCAAUGCGUCCCACUCAGAUAAAAACGCAUUCGAUUCGAAGUGCUCAUGAUAAUAUUGAUAAGACUUUGAAAGCUGCGGAAGUGAUUUUGACGCAAUUUGAUCAGACACGCAAGGCAGAGGCUAAAAUAUUGCGAGGGCCACAUGAGGAUUUAGAAAGCUAUUUGGGAGCAGUUGAUCAGCUUAGAGCUAAUGUUCGUUUCUUCAGCAGCAAAAAGAGUUUCAAAAGCAGUGAUAGUAUCAUCAACCAUGCAAACAGCUUGCUUGCUAAAGCUAUUUUAAAGCUUGAAGAUGAAUUUAAACAUCUUUUGACAAAUUACAGCAAGCCUGUGGAACCUGAUCGCCUUUUUGACUGCUUACCUAACUCUCUAAGGCCAUCAUCUUCUGGGCAGCAGAAUGGUGGCGGUGGCAAAACCCAUUCAGAAAAACCAAGCAUAGAAACUGUCACUUUCACUCUCCCAACUCUUAUUCCCCCCAGAGUUAUACCUCUGCUUCAUGAAUUAGCACAGCAAAUGGUUCAAGCAGGCCAUCAACAGCAGCUCUUUCGAGUCUAUACAGACACCCGUGCUGCAGUCCUGGAGCAAAGUCUAAGAAAGUUAGGUGUUGAGAGGCUGAGUAAGGAGGAUGUUCAAAAAAUGCAAUGGGAGGUUUUGGAGGCUAAGAUUGGAAACUGGAUUCAUUUCAUGAGGAUUUCUAUCAAAUUGUUGAUUGUGGGGGAAAAAAAAAUCUGUGAUCAAAUAUUUGAUGGUCAUGAGUCAGUAAAAACUCAAUGCUUUGCUGAAGCCACUGGCAGCAGUGUGGCUAUGCUUCUUAGUUUUGGGGAGGCUGUUGCCAGAAGCAAGAGGUCACCUGAAAAACUAUUUGUUCUUCUCGACAUGUAUGAGAUAAUGAGAGAACUUCAACCAGAGAUUGAGAUACUGUUUGAUAGUAAAGUUUGCGCUGAAAUGCGGGAAGCUGCAAUCAAUUUGACAAAGCGGCUUGCUCAGACAGCCCAAGAAACCUUUGGUGACUUUGAGGAAGCAGUUGAAAAAGAUGCCACAAAAACUGCUGUGCAAGAUGGAACUGUCCACCCUCUAACCAGCUAUGUCAUCAAUUACGUGAAAUUUCUCUACGAUUAUCAAGCAACUCUGAAGCAACUUUUUCAAGAGUUUGAUCCUGGCGAUCCAGAAGCUCAGUUAGCAUCUGUUACAACAAGGAUUAUGCAGGCUCUCCAGAAUAACUUAGAUGGAAAAUCUAAACUAUAUAAGGACCCAGGACUAACCCAAUUAUUUCUUAUGAACAACAUCCAUUACAUAGUGAGAUCUGUGAGAAGGUCAGAGGCAAAGGACAUGUUGGGGGAUGACUGGGUACAAAUACACAGAAGAAUUGUGCAGCAACAUGCAAAUCAAUAUAAAAGGAUCUCUUGGGCAAAGAUCUUGCAGUGCCUCACUGUCCAAGGAACUAAUUCAUCUGGUGGAGCGGACAGCGGACUUUCAAGAACAGCAGUUAAAGACAGGUUCAAGACAUUUAACACUCAAUUUGAGGAGCUUCAUCAGAGACAAUCUCAGUGGACUGUUCCUGAUAGUGAGUUGCGUGAAUCACUUAGAUUGGCUGUUGCCGAAGUUCUGUUGCCUGCCUAUAGAUCUUUUCAUAAGCGUUUUGGGCCCUUGAUUGAGAAUGGAAAAAAUCCUCAAAAAUACAUCAGAUACUCUCCUGAGAAUCUUGAACAAAUGCUCGGUGAAUUUUUCGAAAGCAAGGCGUGGAGUGAACAGAAGCGAUGA
This is a messenger RNA of Lathyrus sativus (Indian pea), 1899 nucleotides long. NCBI's taxonomy places the organism in Eukaryota, Viridiplantae, Streptophyta, Magnoliopsida, Fabales, Fabaceae. The record is from the annotation of a GenBank genome assembly.